AUGAACCGUGUCAUUCUUAUCUCGUUGGGCUUAGUUACCCUUUCAUCAGCCUUCCUUUUCGGAUCUGGAGGAGGAGGAGGAUGUGGAGGAGGAUGUGGAUGUGAAGACACAUCUUGCCUUCCAAAACCACCAAAGCUUGGAUGCCAAAAGAUCUGCUUCUCCAUUCCUACUCUUAAGUUCCCAUCUCCAUGCGGAUGUGGAGGACGUAAGAAGAGAGAAACCAAUGGAGAUGAUACUUGCACUGAUCCUGAGCUCAAAACUCUUAUCACUGAAGGAAUUCGUACCAGCCCAAAGGAUUCUCGUGAUAACAUUCUUGCUGAUUUGAAAAACAAAUUCAAGGCUACCAGAUUCCUCGUAACUUGCGCCGUCGGAAAGACUGAAUUCAAAUCCUCUGCUGAACAAUUCUGUUCUGCUGGAAAUGACGAGCAAACUUGCAUUGUCGUGAAGGCUGUUGACCAAGACUCUGAAUAG
This is a messenger RNA of Auanema sp. JU1783, 471 nucleotides long. Lineage: Eukaryota; Metazoa; Nematoda; Chromadorea; Rhabditida; Rhabditidae. The record is from the annotation of a GenBank genome assembly.